AGUUCUUCUUCUGUCCCGGAGGGCACCGGCGGGACGCGGCGGGACGGCUCUGGUGGGCUCCGCGGACGGGGACGCCGGCGCGGGGACGCCCUGAGCGCGGAGCAGCGGGCUCCCGGAAGAGUAGCGGCCACGCCAUGCCAGCUUGGAGGCUGCUGGCUCGGGCCGGCGCCCGGGUGCUGGGCCGUGGCGUGGACGGCCUGCAUGCGGCCUCGGGCUCAAGGAACAGGACAGACAUCUGGUUUUUGGUUAGAAGUCUCCAUGGAGAGAGUGGCACUUGGUGGGAUGAGCAUCUUUCUGAAGAAAAUGUUCAGUUUGUUAAGCAGUUGGCCUCUGAUGAAAAUAAAGCCCAGUUAGCAAGCAAACUCUGUCCUCUGAAGGAUGAGCCGUGGCCCGUACAUCCUUGGGAACCAGGUUCCUCGAGAGUCGGCCUUAUCGCGCUGAAGCUGGGCAUGAUGCCUUUAUGGACCAAGGAUGGUCAAAGGCAUGCUGUCACAUUACUGCAGGUGCAAGACUGUCACGUCCUAAAAUAUACUCCAAAGGAAAAUUAUAAUGGAAAAAUGGCAGCUCUAACUGUAGGAGGAAAAACUGUAUCACGUUUCCAUAAAUCUCCAGCUAUAUUGGAAUUUUACCAGGAACUUGGAUUGCCUCCAAAACAGAAAGUGAAAAUCUUUAAAGUAACAGAUAAUGCUGUAAUUAAGCCAGGCACUCCACUGUACGCUGCUCACUUUCGUCCAGGACAGUAUGUGGAUGUCACAGCCAAAACAAUCGGCAAAGGUUUUCAAGGUGUCAUGAAGAGAUGGGAAUUUAAAGGCCAGCCCGCUACUCACGGUCAGACGAAAACCCACCGGAGACCUGGAGCUGUUUCAACUGGAGAUGUUGCCAGAGUCUGGCCUGGAGCUAAAAUGCCGGGACCCCUGGGGAACAUCGACAGGACAGCAUUUGGACUGAGAGUGUGGAGAAUAAACACAAAGCACAAUAUAAUCUACGUAAACGGCUCUGUACCAGGACACAAAAACUGCUUAGUCAAGAUCAAAGACUCCAUACUGCCUGCGCAUAAGGAUUUGGGUAAAAAUCUGCCAUUCCCUACGUAUUUCCCUGAUGGAGAUGAAGAGGAGCUACCAGAGGAUUUGUAUGAUGAAAGCGUGUGUCUGCCCGGAGCCCCAUCCCUUACGUUUGCCUGACCUCGCAGCUGGGGAGUUCUGAUGAGCAGGACGGGGGUGUAACCAGGAACUGCGUUCUCCCAGUUACAGCACACUUACUGUCUUUGUCAAGGGCAUAAAUACACGUAUCAUUCAUCCCCCAAUUGAGUUGAAUUUUGUUCAAAAAAAUUGCCACAUUACACAUAAAUCAGUUAAGUAGAUUGAAUAUGCACAUUCAGAUACACUGGAAGUUUGCAUAUUAGCAAAAUCUUUGUAACUUGUGAGCUGCUUUUUUUUUAAACUAUGUAUUUGUCACAGUAUCCUAAAUGUUUAUAAAUUUAACAUCUUUUACUAAAGAAA
Camelus dromedarius (Arabian camel) is the source of this 1499-nucleotide messenger RNA. It is a transcript of the gene MRPL3, whose product is annotated as mitochondrial ribosomal protein L3. Gene Ontology annotation, biological process: translation. Gene Ontology annotation, cellular component: ribosome; mitochondrial large ribosomal subunit. Bases 135 to 1181 code for a protein of 348 amino acids. NCBI's taxonomy places the organism in Eukaryota, Metazoa, Chordata, Mammalia, Artiodactyla, Camelidae. The transcript has 10 exons. The record is from RefSeq and is a predicted model, not a curated record. Gene Ontology annotation, molecular function: structural constituent of ribosome.